Molecule: messenger RNA, 1725 nt
Organism: Penicillium vulpinum
Lineage: Eukaryota; Fungi; Ascomycota; Eurotiomycetes; Eurotiales; Aspergillaceae
Exons: 2
Coding region: 1-1725 (574 amino acids)
Source: RefSeq, a predicted model, not a curated record
AUGGUGACAGGUAUUGAGGCCACCGGUGUGGCUUUAGCCAUUCUUCCUUUGGUCGUGAACCAGUUGGAUAAUUACGCGCGAGGACUGGAAAAGAUCAAAGCCUUUCGACGAUAUAAGUGGCAGCUAGAGGACUACUCUACUGGACUGAGUGCCCAAUAUGCCAUAUUGCUGAAUACCUUAGAACUGUCUCUUGAAGGGGUCGUUGAUGAUCAUGACCAAAGGUCUGAACUGAUCAGCAAUCCGAGGGGUCCUGGAUGGAAGGAUACGGCAUUUCAAUCCCGAUUCCAGGAAAAGCUCGAUCGUGAAUACAUUGCUUUUAAUGGGAUAGUGAAAGGACUUUGUGGUCUGUUAGAGGACCUCUCCCACAAACUUGGGCUAGAGACAACAGAUUAUUCAACUGCUGCAUCGACAAUAUCUUUGAAGGCCAUCAGAUUUCGGAAGAUAUUCUCCUCGGCGAUUUACGAUGAUAUUUUGGAUAAAAUCGAUAAGACAAAUCAAAUUCUGAAGACUCUAUGUGAGCAAUCCCAACACCGGGAACAAUCUCGACGGGGUCCGACCAGACGGAAGAUAAAUCUAAAUCAACACCGAGACAAGAGAAGACAUGCGAGAUCACUUUACGGUAUCAUGGUAGAAGGAGGUCAAUGUUGGAAGUGUUCAUGUCAAGGUGGACAUUCUAUUGGCCUCCAGCUUGACACAGCUUCUCUUCACGGCGCAAAGGAUCCCUACCAUGUAUCUAUAGAAACCACAUUCCGCAUGAUUUUAUCGUCUAAUGUUCGAAAGAGAUGGCACGAGGUCAAAGUGGAAGCUGAUAAAAGUGCUGAAACCCCCCGUGUCGCCAUAGAUCCUCAAUCAUCAUCCUGGAAAUCAAAGGUUCAUUUCACAGAUUCGAAAACAAAAUGCGAAGAGGCUCACAAACUACCUACUCGUCCACGAGGCACUCCCAUUUCAUCUCUUUGCUCGACCUUUGAGCAAGUGGAUAUGACACACCCGCACACUAAAUCCGAUUCCGUUGGAUAUAUUCUCAGCGAACAGGCCACCACAGAUGCCCGAUACUAUAUGAGUGUGAUGCAUAGCAUUCGAGAGGAAAUACAUCUUCGCUCCUUACAAGAUACCCUCAUUGGCUCUCCAUCCUUGCCGGGUUCCCCAAUUCAGCGCUCGGAUGAAUUGAGUCGUCGCGACAGGCUUUAUCUUGCCACCCUUCUCGCUUGUAGUGUUCUCCAGCUUCAUGGGACCUGGCUCCACCAGAAAUGGAGAACACGGGAUAUUCUAUUCAUACGGUAUCCUGAAUCCCAACAUUCACAGUUUGAUCGUCCAUACCUUUUACAGAGCGUGUUGAGCGAACCUCGGACCGAACUCAACGGGUCAGCCUCAGAAGUAUACGAAGGCUUGAAUGGCCGUCAGAUCUCAAAUAAGAUUCUUUUUCCGCUCGCACUGGCGUUGAUCGAGUUAUCACUAGGAAGAGCCAUAUCCACGCUUCAUGGGCCUGAAGAUCGGGGCUUAUCUGAGGAAGUCUCUCUCUUCAACACAGCAACAAGACUUCUUAAAACUGUCUACUGGGAAAGCGGAUCAAACUAUGGAGAUGUUGUUAAUGAGUGUUUGUAUUGGUCUCGAAGCAAGGGCGACGGUUUUGAGGACCCUCACUUUGACGAAUCCGUAUUCGAUACGAUUGUCUCUCCUCUAUUGAAGGAUUUUGAUUAUUUCGAGGGUCUCUCCCUUGGGACAUAG